AGCGCGGGGGGCGGGAGCGGAGAGCGGGGAGCGGGCGGGCCGCGCUCCCACCGCGCUCCCGCCGCGCCGCGUCCGCGCCGCGCCGCUCCGCCGCGCCCCACAAAAGUGCGGGGUUUGCCGCGGCCGGGCCGCAGCCCAGCCGCUUCCCGGGCCGGAGGGGGCGCGGAGCAGCCGCCGCGCCGCGUCGAGCUGAGCUAAGCCGAGCCGAGCCGUGCCGUACCGAGCCGUGCCGCGGCGCUGCGGGGGGCGCUGCGCCGCGCCGGGCUGGGUUUUUUUAUUUCCAAUUUUUGAUCGCAGCUGCAUUUCCCUCCCCCCGCCCCCCCGCGCCGAGGAGGAGCCCCGGCUUUAUGUGGUGCUGCCCGGAGAGCGCUCGGCGGCCGUGAAGUUCUUUGUGUCGCCGUCGCCUUCUUUUUUUUUUUUUUUUUCUUUUUUUUUUUUUUUAAAUGUAUAACUUAAUGGGUCUGAACAGCACGGCCGUAGCUAUUCAGCCCAAUGUGUCCUGCACAUGCAACUGCAAAAGGUCUUUGUUCCAGAGCAUGGAGAUCACGGAGUUGGAGUUUGUACAGAUAAUCAUAAUCGUGGUGGUGAUGAUGGUGAUGGUGGUGGUGAUCACGUGUCUGCUGAACCACUACAAACUCUCUGCGCGAUCCUUCAUCAGCCGGCACAGCCAGGGGAGGCGGAGAGACGAGAACCUCUCAUCAGAGGGAAGCCUGUGGCCUUCGGAAAGCACCGUGUCGGGGAAUGGAAUAACGGAGCAGCAAAUCUACACCCCGAGACCCAGCGACCGCCUAGCAGUGCCAUCCUUUCUGCAGAGGGACCGCUUUAACAGAUUCCAGCCAACCUACCCCUACAUGCAGCACGAGAUCGACCUGCCACCCACCAUCUCGCUGUCGGACGGCGAGGAGCCCCCCCCAUACCAGGGACCCUGCACGCUGCAGCUGCGAGACCCUGAGCAGCAAAUGGAGCUCAACAGAGAGUCGGUCCGGGCACCCCCCAACAGAACCAUCUUUGACAGUGACUUGAUAGAUAACUCCGUGUAUGGGGGGCCGUGCCCCCCCAGCAGUAACUCUGGCAUCAGCGCGACCUGCUAUGGGAGCAAUGGUAGGAUGGAGGGACCGCCGCCGACGUACAGCGAGGUGAUAGGGCACUACCCCGGGUCGACGUUUUACCAGCACCAGCAGAACAACAACGGGAUGCCCUCCAUCUUGGAGGGCAGCAGACUCCAUCAUUCACAAAUCAAUGGCCUUGAGAGCACAACCGCGUGGAACAAAGAGAAAGAGAAACAAAAAGGGCACCCCUUUUAAAAAAAAAAAAAAAAGAAAAGAAAAAAAAGAAAAAAGCAAGAAAGUAAAUGAAACACUCUGCACUUCUCGUUAAAAAGGAGAGAGAGAGAGAGAGAGUUGAGGAAGAUGAGCAAAGAAAAAAAAAAAAAGCCCUUCCCCAUCUCUCCAUGUAUAAAUAUUUACUUGUUAUGUCUGGUCUGAAUGCACAAGCCUACCAAGCUUGCAAAAACAUUUCUUUAUUGAGCUGUGUCUAGACGUUUAAAAAGGAAAAAAAAAUCAACUGUAGUCCUUUUUUUUUUUUUUUUUGUUUUGUUUCUAGUUGAGCUGUGUGUGAAUGCUUUUUUUGUUUGAUUAUUUCACUUAUCUUUAAAGACAAAAUAUUUGCACAAAAAACAUUUUGUUUAAAGAUCUGCAAUAUAAAUAUAUAAAUAUAUAUUAAAAAUAAGAGAAAGUGUAUGUGUAAGGAGCAGGAGUAUUUUUGUAUUAGAAGAGGCCUAUUCAAAAAAAAAAAGUUGUUUUCUGAACUAGAAGAAAAAUGGCAAUUUUUUGAGUGCCAACUCAAAAAGUGUGUAUUACAUUGUAAAAAAACAAAAAACAAAAAAAAAUCAAAAGCAGGGGUUUAGAGUUAUUUAUAUAAAUGUUGAAAUUUUGCACUAUUUUUUAAUAUAAAUAUGUCAGUGCUUGUGUUGGUCAAAGCCUCUAUCAUGUCUACCAUGAACCUGUUAAGGGAUAUAUGUCGAAGUGAAGAGCAAAGUAGCUGGAAGGGGGUGGAAAAAAGCUGAAGUGGAGAUGCCAGCCCUGGGAGGAGCGGUGAGCGAGACUGCAUCUUAUGCAAAUCCUUAAUUUCCAGAGUCCCUGCGCGUGGCCGCCAACAGUCACGGCUUUAUACAUUCCCUACAAAGCAAGAGGAGUUGGUGUGUGUCUGUAUGUCAUCUGGUAGGAUUAUUGGAGUAAAAAGGUGAAAUAAAAAGUCCCUGCUUCUGAGAGUCAGGAAUGACUGAAGCAGACAAAAAUUACUUGAUUUUUUUUUUUUUUUUUUUUUUUU
This is a messenger RNA of Harpia harpyja (harpy eagle), 2328 nucleotides long. It is a transcript of the gene PMEPA1, whose product is annotated as prostate transmembrane protein, androgen induced 1. The coding region runs from base 444 to 1304 and encodes 286 amino acids. Gene Ontology annotation, molecular function: R-SMAD binding. The record is from RefSeq and is a predicted model, not a curated record. Gene Ontology annotation, biological process: negative regulation of transforming growth factor beta receptor signaling pathway. The transcript is spliced from 4 exons. Gene Ontology annotation, cellular component: early endosome membrane; Golgi membrane. NCBI's taxonomy places the organism in Eukaryota, Metazoa, Chordata, Aves, Accipitriformes, Accipitridae.